Molecule: messenger RNA, 1740 nt
Organism: Nerophis ophidion (straightnose pipefish)
Lineage: Eukaryota; Metazoa; Chordata; Actinopteri; Syngnathiformes; Syngnathidae
Gene: rnf150a
Product: ring finger protein 150a
Exons: 9
Coding region: 386-1672 (428 amino acids)
Source: RefSeq, a predicted model, not a curated record
UCGCGCCGUUUCCCUCACCCGCCAUUUAAUGAGCGAUAAAGCAGACGUACCAGGCAGAGAGUCGGGGAUGGAGGAUACGUCAAGAACGCGCAUUGCUGCGGUAGUUAUCACCCCAGAAUGACGACGUGCGGGUGAGGCCUGGGCCGCCGUUGAGCGCCUGACUGGAAAAAAACACACACAGUACCGCGCAGCUUCUUGUCCUCGCCUUCUGAGCCUCUUUGGCCACGCCCAGAUCACACGGCCAGCCAAUCGUAGAGCAGCGUGCAACUGCGCGGAGGAACAGCAGUCCGGUGCUGAUGAAAUGUAGCGGAGUUCCGGCGCCGAGAGAGGGGUCUCCUACUCUCCCCUCGGACCCUCCAUGCGGGCUUAAAGUUCCGUCUCCAGGAUGGUGCCGUCCGUCACUCGACUCUGCCGCAGUGUGGCUUUCUCCACCUGGCUGGUGUCCUCCUUGUGCUCCGUGCACCUGUUGUGUCUGGACUUCACCGUGGCCGAGAAGGAGGAGUGGUACACGGCCUUCGUCAACAUGACCUACCUGGACCCGGUCACCUCGCACGUCCGCACCGAGAGGACUGAGUGCGGCCGCUACGGCGAGCAUUCGCCCAAGCGCGAAGCCAGGGGGCUGGUCGUGGUGCCCUCUCUCCCGCAAGAGCGACAGAUGUGCGACCCGGCCGCUCGCUUCCCACCGGUGACUCGGACCGCCGCCUCCUGGGUAGCGCUGGUGGCGGCGGGGAACUGUACUUAUCGAGAGAAAAUCCGUAACGCGGCCGCCCUGAACGCCUCGGCUGUGGUGGUGUACAAUGUGGGCUCCAGCGGCACCAACGACACCAUCACCAUGCCCCACUCAGGCACAGGCGAGGUGGUGGCCAUCAUGAUCCCGGAGCACAAAGGUCGGGAGAUUGUGGCCCUGCUGGUGCAGCACGUCGCCGUCACCUUGCACAUCACUGUAGGAACGCGCAACCUGCAGAAGUAUGUGAGCAGAACCUCGGUAGUCUUUGUCUCCAUCUCCUUCAUCAUUCUCAUGAUAAUCUCCCUCGCCUGGCUUGUCUUCUACUAUAUCCAGAGAUUCCGAUAUGUUAAUGCCCGAGACCGCAACCAGAGACGCCUGGGAGACGCUGCCAAAAAAGCCAUCAGCAAGCUCCAAGUCCGCACCAUCAAGAAAGGAGACAAGGAGACCGACCGCGACUUUGACAGCUGCGCCGUGUGCAUCGAGGCCUAUAAGCCUAGCGACGUCAUCAGGGUGUUGCCAUGCAGGCACGUGUUCCAUAAGCACUGCGUGGACCCCUGGCUGCAUGACCAGCAGACUUGUCCCAUGUGUAAAAUGAACAUCCUCAAAGCUUUGGGAAUCUCUGAUGGUGUGCCCAGCUCCAUACAGACGGCUCCAAUGAGAUGCCCGCAGACUACGAAAUGUCCCUCGGGGGUCCAUCCGCCGACCUCGUCAGCGGGGCGAGCGAAGUCACCGUCAACGAGAGCUCCGUGGUGCUGGAUGUGGUUGAGAGGGAGACGGUGCCGCGUCAACAUGGUCCACAUGUGGAGAUCGCGCCACGGGCGGAGGAAAACUACGUCAUUUCGAACAGCGAGCAGCAGUUUCCUGUCAGCAGCGACUCGGACUCUUCCAUCAGUGCGACCCGACAGAACCAGCGCACGCCAAGGAAGAGCCAGGACGUGUGUGUGAUGUAGCAUCUGUCAGUGUUAAGUCCGAUGCAUGUUGGAAUAAAUUUCUGCUUGUUUUUUGUUUUUUAA